Molecule: messenger RNA, 219 nt
Organism: Aspergillus luchuensis
Lineage: Eukaryota; Fungi; Ascomycota; Eurotiomycetes; Eurotiales; Aspergillaceae
Exons: 2
Coding region: 1-219 (72 amino acids)
Source: RefSeq, a predicted model, not a curated record
AUGAAGUUCAGCUUGAUCUGGUCUCUGAGCCUGCUCUUGACUGUACAUGCUGCAGUUAUUCCACGACCUGCUGAGUCCUCGAUGUCUCUCGAAGCAGGUGUCCGCGCCGCUGAAUAUGAAGCUAGUGGUAUUCAUGAGAGAUCUGCAUUGCCAAAUGAUGAGGGCGACGACAAUAAGGUGGAUGAUGAGGACAAUACUGUUAUCGGGGAAGGGUGGUAG